UCUGACGUUCAUUUUGAAGAGUCGCGCGCAGGCGGCGUGGAGCGGUGACGGUGGGGUUGCUUGAGAAUAUAAAGACUAGUUGUGGAUUCAGUUCAGCGUCAUACGCUGUGGAUAGUAUUGUAGCAGGCUGAACGUUGAUUCAGCUGAGGGGGCCGCAAUGGGCAGGGAGAGCGAGAAGGCGCGGCAGCGCAAGAUGGCGCGGCGCGCCGAGAAGGAGCGGCUGGCUGCCUCCGGGAGCUUAGUCAAGCUGGCCAACAGUGUGCCCGACCUGAUGGCCGAGCUGGCCGCGUUCCGCCGAUAUGACCGGCGCGGCGUGAGCGUCGCCCUUGAGCACCGCAACGUGGGUGACCUGAGCGACGCCGAGCUGGACGCCAUGCUGACCAUCUGCCGCGACAACAUGCGCGCCCUCUACAACUCGUGCGAGUGGGGCUGGAACGACAAGGAGAAGCGCGGUGAGAUGACGGAAAGCAUGGCCAAGUACUUGGUGGCGCGCGACGGCGACUCCAAGAUCGUGGCCUUCUGUCACUUCCGCUUCGACCUCGACUAUGACGACGAGGUGGUCUACUGCUAUGAGAUCCAGCUGACGAAGCCGUACCAGCGGAGCGGACUCGGCAAGUUUAUGAUGUCGAUCCUGGAAUUGAUGGCGUUCAAGAAGCAGAUGCUGUAUGUGCGGCUUACGGUCCUGAAGCACAACGACGUGGCCAACAACUUCUUCAAGUCCUGUGGCUACGUGCGCGACAAAACCUGUCUUGAUGACACCAUAUAUCAGACUUACUGCUACGAAAUUCUCAGCAAGAAAAAUCCUCGGAGGGAAGAUGUCAAUGUUGGAAACGUCCCGCAGAUCAGUGUCAGUAAAAGCCAGCAGCAGAGCUGUACCUGAGCUGUCAGUGCAGCGUUGCUGAGCUCCUCGAGAGGGCGUUUUGAUGUGCAUGUUGGAGCGUGCGUUGAACCUGCCCUUUGCCAACAGCUGUCGUCCUCAGACAUGACAUCUUCCCACUUGUUUACAAUUUCGGAUUUGGCCGUCAGGGCACACUUGAAGGGUGCUGUUGUAUGGUGGGUAAGGUGCCACGGGUGUGUUGUUGGGACGAUGUUUUUGUCGUGUAUGCUCGUGACACGUGGCCAUGCGUCAGUUAUCGACUGUAGAGGCUGUUCCAUCUGCACGAAGGCAUUUUAGAAAUUGACGAGUUGGGAAUGUAAAAUUUUGAUAAUACAUCGCUCUUUUUUGU
This is a messenger RNA of Pollicipes pollicipes, 1226 nucleotides long. RefSeq names its product N-alpha-acetyltransferase 40. Gene Ontology annotation, molecular function: protein N-terminal-serine acetyltransferase activity; histone H2A acetyltransferase activity; histone H4 acetyltransferase activity. The transcript is spliced from 2 exons. The record is from RefSeq and is a predicted model, not a curated record. The coding region runs from base 158 to 880 and encodes 240 amino acids. Gene Ontology annotation, cellular component: nucleus. NCBI's taxonomy places the organism in Eukaryota, Metazoa, Arthropoda, Thecostraca, Pollicipedomorpha, Pollicipedidae.